UGACACACCGGUGUGCCACUCAGUCGUUGACUAACUGCAAGUCACACAAGUCCUCCCACUGUUGUUGAUUCUCUUUUGAUGCCAGUUGCAUCAUCAUCAGUUUAUUUGCAGUUUGUUUUUUGUUACUCAAUUCCCCAAAAUUUCCAUUUAGUUCAAUUGACAGUGACUCCGUUUAAAAAGAAAAGAAAAUCUGGUCGCCUAUUGUUGUGUCAUCGUGUGUAGCCACAGGCGAUUCCGCGCAACAUAUUCCGCAGUUCUUUUGGUUUUUGUUACUUUGUUUUUCUCUUACGUAAUGACACUAGACAAUCAGCUGAUUUGUACUGAUAAGAUGGCCGUCUCCGCCUCACCCCGCACCAACACAACUAGUGGCAGCGGUUUGAGUUUCAGCAUUUCUCGGCUUUUAGAGAAAGCUUCGAGCAGUGACGAUGCGGCAGCGGCCGCAAUGGACCUGAAACCGGCCGUUAAAAAUCACAAAGCCGCUGACGUGUUGCUUAACCGAGAAAGUCCGCCGGAUUCGCCGCUGGACGUGGACGACGAUAUGGCAGAAGAAAGUGACGAAGACGAUGAGGAUGUCAAAGUUCAUGAUUCCGGUGAUGAGGAAUCCACCGCAUCACGAAGGGAUGAUUCGAAAAUGGCCGACUAUUCUAGUCAUCCGCCGCAUCCGUCGAUGGGCAUCGACUGGUACGCCCUUUACGCCCUGCAGCAACAGCAACAACAUCAACAUCAUCAGGGAAUGAUUCCGUCACAUCUCAUGCAACAGCACCACAAUUCCGGUGCCGGAUUUGCAGCAAAUCGGGGAGGGCCUUCCGGAAUGUUGAACGCUGGCUCGUAUCUCAGUUAUCCGUCAACCGGUCCCGGCUCCAAUGCAACCAACAACGGAUCAGCUGGAGCACCUGCUGCAUCUUACCCUGGUCAUCCUCCUCCACACGGAUUAUCUUCCUCUUCUCAGCAUUCGCCAUUAUCUCCAGCCAGCCUCCAUCAUCAUCACAUGAACGGCGGACUCAAUCCGGCCGGCAUUCCUAACGCCUUUGCCGCACUGUUGGAAGCCACCGUCUUUAAAGACAGACUCGCUGCAGGAUUUCCGUUGGCCAGACGUAUCGGACAUCCGUACCAGCAACGAACGCCGCCCAAGAGGAAAAAACCUCGCACUUCAUUCACCCGUUUGCAGGUGUGCGAGUUGGAGAAACGAUUUCACAAGCAGAAAUACCUGGCGUCAGCCGAGCGCGCCGCCCUGGCCAAACUGCUCAAGAUGACCGACGCCCAGGUGAAAACCUGGUUCCAAAAUCGGCGCACCAAAUGGAGACGCCAAACAGCCGAGGAAAGAGAAGCUGAACGUCAAGCAGCCAACCGGUUGAUGUUGUCGAUCCAGGCGGAGGCGAUGACGAAGACGCUUUAUCCAGUGACGUCAGUGGCGCCAUCACAACGAUCCUCAUCUUCAAUGCAGCACGACGCCUCGCAAACAACGACAGGGGUGCAAAACAACAGGUCGGAUUUGCGGAUGAGUCCGACAGCGACGUCACUCAACGCCCUACAAAGUUUGCAACCGUGGGCGGAAUCGACGUCGUCGGAAUCCGGAGGUAACCGAACGGCCACAUCGCCCGGCUAUCAUCAUCAUCAUCACUGAGAAAGAAUUGCGGAAUUUUUCUGAUAUCUCCAUUACGAUUUGGGGUAGGGGGGGGGGGAUGUUAUCUAUAAUUAUGAAAGAUGAAAAUUAUUAUUCAGAUGAAUUUCAACGUUCACGCGCUUUACAGUAUAAUGUCAACACUCUUUAUGUCUCUCAAUUUUUAAAUUUUUUUAAACACACUUUCAUUUGUUUUCGUUUGUAAAUAAAUGUCGAUACGUUUUUAUUUGUUUUUUGUUUUUUCCCCGUGUUAUUUGAGUGAACAUCCUCCUCUCUUUUAUCAUGUGGGCGUUUUCCGAAAACAAAUCACCUGGGGAGCUGUAGAGAGACCUGCUUUUGUUUUUUUUAAAUCUCGUUUUUGUUUUUGAUUUUUUUUUUUUACAUUUUGAUUUUAUUUGUUCAUUUGAACUGUUGUCACAGCACAAGUUUCUCUCUCUCUCCCUUUCGCUCUGUUUGUGCGUGAUUGUGACUCUCUUGUGUGUGUGUCUGUGAAUGUGUGUCUAUUUUCCGGCGACCUCAAUUAUCCAACACCUUAACCAACAAUAACAAUCCGAAUAACAACAAUAAAAAGGAAAAAUUGUCAGCA
Molecule: messenger RNA, 2207 nt
Organism: Daphnia magna
Lineage: Eukaryota; Metazoa; Arthropoda; Branchiopoda; Diplostraca; Daphniidae
Product: T-cell leukemia homeobox protein 3
Exons: 4
Coding region: 293-1624 (443 amino acids)
Biological process (GO): regulation of transcription by RNA polymerase II; animal organ development
Cellular component (GO): nucleus
Molecular function (GO): RNA polymerase II cis-regulatory region sequence-specific DNA binding; DNA-binding transcription factor activity, RNA polymerase II-specific
Source: RefSeq, a predicted model, not a curated record